CCAUUAAACUAGCCAUUAUUCACCACAGCUGUCUCAUUUUAUCAAGAAUUGUUGCCCAACAAUUUGUUGAACAGGCUUAAACAAAAGAGAAACUAUAAAUUUCUUGCAGUAACAGUUUAAAAUUACCAAAAACAUUAGCAAACGCAUACAUUUUACUCCAAAAACGAAUGUAAAAAUCUGUAUGCUCGCACUACGAACAGAUACAUCUCCUUUUGUUUACCACAACCGUUCAAUAUGUACAGAACUGAACCAUGCCUUACAAACCUGCACACAUUUUUUGUUUUCAUUGCCUGCAGACAUCUUUCGUGUAUUUUUUUCCAGACAAAAAUGGCAGAUCGCUCGUAUCGAUUGUGCUAUUUUCCGAAAUAAAAUCGUGCAUAAUUCAACUAAAAAUACAUAAAUGCCUAGUCGAAACUUGCGCAAGAGUAAACGGCACAAUGUUGUGUUAAAAGUAAGUGUUAAACUCGUGUUAUCGGUGUAAAAACUGGGGAAACUCUUGCACAGUGACUAACAGCAUAGGAAGUGUUUGUGUUAAUUGUCCAAAACACCGCAACACUGAACGGUACACUUGGUACAUCAGUUGGCUGGAAAACUAGAGCAGCACCCCAGAUACGGCAAUUUCACUGCAACACACAUUCUCGAACGAACGUGCCAAUGUCGCAGAGUGCACCGAGACGGCAUCCUCCCAGUGGAAAUGUCGAGGUUAGCAGCAUGGCGGCAAAGUUUGUUGACACCGAAUGGGAGGCACGGGAGUCCCAACGACAGCGCGAACUGGAAGAGGCUCGCGCAAGGGCUGCGCAGAUGGAAAAGACGAUGAAAUGGUGGUCCGACUGUACGGCAAAUUGGCGCGAAAAAUGGAGUAAGGUGCGAACCGAACGUAACAAAGCCCGUGAUGAGGCGAAACAGCUGCGCAGCAAUCUUGAGGCUGCCAUCAAAGAAUCAAACUCGUACAAGCGUGAAAAAUGCGAACUGGAAAUGCAAAUUACGCAGCUGAAGAAAGAGAUGGAAAAGGUGCAUACGCUCAUGAUGAAGCAUGCGGGCCGUUUCAACAAAGCAUCCCUGGACGCAGCGGACGAACCAGAUCGGGAUGGGCGAGGUGACAACAACUGCUCACCGGACAUAUCUUCCGAUGGGUUGAAAAAUGUCAACAGUGAGGAUGGUUUGGUGACGAAGCUACCAAACCUACCGGACGAUGGAUCCGGGGCCGGGCUGCUGGCAACCAAUGCGAAUGCCGAUCUCGAUAUCGAAGAGUACAUCCUGCAGGGUGGCGCCAUGCCGAAACAUUCCGUAGAGUUUAAGGACAAGAGCGAACAGAUGGCCGAAGAGCGUCGCCUUAUACAGCAGCUCUCCAAGGACGAUUACGACGAGGACUAUCUGUUGCAGAAGAUUACCAUGCUGCAGCUCCGUCUGGACGAUGCACAGAAAACGAUCCAGAUUGAGCGCGAGGAGAAAAAUGUCGUUCACCGCAGUCUGGAGAAGGCCCGGCAGGACAUGCAGGAACUGCGCGACAAGUGUGAGGAAUUGCGCGCGGCCAAACAGGAUGCAGUGCGCGAGCUGCUGACGCUGCAGGAGCAGCACCGGGUGGAGAUGCGCAUCACGCACAAUUCGCUGCAGGAAGAGAUAGCUGCCCGGGAAACGCUCGAGCGACGGUUGUGCGAGCUGCGCACGGAGUUGGAACGACUGCAGGCCGAGAAUGCGGCCGAAUGGGGCAAGCGGGAACGGCUCGAGACGGAAAAGCUCAACAUGGAGCGGGAAACCAAAAAGCUGCGUGCCGAAUGUCAAGAUUUGCAGGAACGGCUCGAACGCAAGGGCCGCCCGCUCGUUAACAGUGACGUGGAGCUUCGCUCGCUGCAGCAAGAGCUGCUCGAUAAGAAUAAGGAGCUUAGUGACAUUCGCCAUUCGCACAGCAAGAUGAAAAAGAUGCUUUCCGAGGCAAACACCGAACUUGGGCACGCCGUCCGACGGGCGGAACAGUACGAAACGGAAGUGAAACGAUUGCGUUCACGUGUGGAAGAGCUAAAGCAUGAGCUAGCGUCCGCCGAGGAUGAGCUUGAUGCGGCCUGCAAUCAUGUGCGCCGGUUGCAGCGCACUAACGAAGAGCUGAGCGGCCAGACUGAAGGUUUACAGGUGCAGAUACAGCAUCUACAAACAAGUGGUAGUCCCAAGCAGCAGCAACAUCAUGACGUGGGCAACUAUAAAGCCACGAACCGAUCGAACUAUACUGCCAACGUGAGCUACAAGCCAAACAUCAACGAUCUCAAGCAACUGUUUGAUAAUUCUGCUUCGCGCCCAUUUGCCGACCGUGGCGAUCGUGGUGGACCAUCCAAAAUGUCCGGCCUACCAGUGCGUGAACAGCCAGCUUCACUGACGUCCAGCAUUAAUCCGCAACCGCCGUCAUACAUACCGCUAUCGUCCGGUUCCUAUUACGAUGCCAAACCGAGCUACAUCGAUCACGAUGCGCCGUCACCACCAUCGCUCAACAACAACAAGUACGAAUUCGAACGUGCCAAGCAGAAGUUCGACAACAUAACGCGUGCUGCAGCGGCCGCUAGCAGUGCCGGUGGACACAAAUCACGCAGUUCCGGUGGUGGUAAUGGUGCAGCAUCGAAGCAACACAACUCUGGCGGUAGUUCGGCUAUACCAAAGCGAAACGCAGGUGGUUCUUCCGCUGGUGCAACGGGUUCUUCGUACUACGAACCGAACGUAUUCCCCGGUAAUGGAGGUGCCGGAGAGGUACGGAACGGUCGUGGUGCACAGCAUGCAGCCGGUUGCGAUGAUAUGCCCCCGACCAAGAAUCAGAGUCACAUCAACGAAACCAUACAGCUGUUCGAUGUCAGCCCGGGAGCGUACGAUCAAUCGCCGGGUGCAAAUACGGGCCCGCCGAGAGGUGUCGGGCAACCGCUCAAACCAAUAAACAUUGGCAAAAUGAACGAUGUCAAUCUGGAUGGGUUAAAGGUAUCGGAGGAUGAUGAAGUGAGUAGCAAUCCACCCGUCCGUUAGCUUGGUACCGCUGAUGUACCGGCUUGCGACGGAACCGUUGGAUGUGUGGUUUGCGAUUGUGAAGCUGCCCUUUUUGUAGAUGAUUCGAGUGUGCGUGUUUCGGUAGAUAUAGUUUGGUCUAUGUUUUCGAUAGUGCAUGGUAGUUUUUCGGUUUUCUUUCGUACUGAAUACUUUCCUUGUUCCAUGGUGUGUGAUUUUUUGUUUUCGCUUACUAAUGAGAUACCAUCUUCCUUAUCUCAACUUCCCUGCAGACUCCGUAGCUCACAUGGAUCCACCAGCCUUCUUUCGGCCAACGAAGAUAAUAGCGAUAAUGAAUGAUUGGCGAAAAGAACUCGCAAUCGCCGCGUGGACACAACGAUAUACAUUUUCUCAGGCAUGCGUAACAUGGUACAGGAUAUAAAACGUCCCUCCAGUGUUUUUGGGGGCCAUAGUACUCAACCGGUGGGAAGUAGCUCUUUAGGUGUGUGACAACCCUAUCAUUGGUAUCUCAAUUGCUCUCUGAACGGUACAGAUUGUUGGUAAAGACGCAAACACUCCAUUAGUCGUAUCCGAAACCAACAGGUUCGAUGUAACUCAUAAUACUCAGAUAAUAGAUUCAGUACUUACGUAGAGUAACGUAAAAGUAUUAUCCAUACAAACGAUUAUUCCUCAUCAGUUCUUUGUUGUUUUUCUUUUUCUAUCUUAUGACGAAGAUAUAUUAAACCCCUCCAGAAUAUAGUACAACCACAAGCUAAGAACCGGUCUCCAGAAACGGAUAAGUAUUGCAGGCAUUCAUUAGAGCAUAAAGCGUUCACUUAACAAACUGUAAGUUUUUAAUUCUUUCGGUACCAAAAAAAACAAUCAAAAUUCAUUCUCUUUUAGUGUAGUGGGGUUUGUUACAAUUCUACUGUGAAGUACGAUAUAAGUGAAGAGAGAUUAUUACAAAUAUAGCAUAUCUCGUGUAUUGGUAUAAAAUCGGUUGACAAACCGAUUUGCUGUAGAAGAGUGACAGAUUUGACGUGUUAGAAUUAUAGUUUAUCAUAUUCUUAUAAAUAUAGAUUCCUAAUAUAUGUACCUCAUAA
Messenger RNA from Anopheles funestus (African malaria mosquito), 4061 nucleotides. RefSeq names its product coiled-coil domain-containing protein 102A. The transcript is spliced from 5 exons. Lineage: Eukaryota; Metazoa; Arthropoda; Insecta; Diptera; Culicidae. The coding region runs from base 655 to 3000 and encodes 781 amino acids. The record is from RefSeq and is a predicted model, not a curated record.